This is a messenger RNA of Malaclemys terrapin pileata, 1580 nucleotides long. It is a transcript of the gene BST1, whose product is annotated as bone marrow stromal cell antigen 1. Gene Ontology annotation, molecular function: phosphorus-oxygen lyase activity; NAD+ nucleosidase activity. Lineage: Eukaryota; Metazoa; Chordata; Testudines; Emydidae. The coding region runs from base 533 to 1498 and encodes 321 amino acids. Gene Ontology annotation, biological process: positive regulation of B cell proliferation. Gene Ontology annotation, cellular component: plasma membrane. The record is from RefSeq and is a predicted model, not a curated record. The transcript has 10 exons.
AGUUUGUCUCUUUCACCAACAGAAAUUCGACUAAUAAAAGGUAUUACCUCACUCAUCUUGUCUCUCUGUUUAUUCUUGACAUUAUUUCAGCAAAUUGUGCAGUCAGUAGAAAAAGGUAUGUAAGAAGUGUAACACUGUUUGAAAUCAAAUGGUAUUAAAAUAUUUUCAUUAGAGCAAAUUGCCAUGUUCAGUAUAUUGUAGGAUUGCCAGUAUUCAGCAAAUCUGAAUUUUUGUUAAUGGUACAUUAGUGAUAUGUUUAGAGGGGGUGUAAUAUUAUCUAAUAGUCACAAGAUGGCAAUAGUACAAAUAGUUUUACAAGCUUGAUUUUUUAAGGAGUUUUAGCUCUGCAAUAGUUCCAGGAAGCUGUUGCAUUUCACAAUAAAGUUUGUUUUCUAUCUGACUCUGCACCUAGAAUCAUUUAAGUGCAGGUCCACAGCCUGUAUUGAUACACAAGCAUAAAACUGCAGUCUUCUCUUUUCCAGUUGGACAUUUGAUUAUUUUAUUUCUUUCUGACUUUGGUUCUCACAAUUUCAUGAUGAAAAGCUUCUUCUUGUCUCUGCUAGUAGGUCUUCUUUUCAGUAAAGACUAUGUUAAACCCACAGAAAUAGAUGGGAAGAAGAAAUGGAAAGGUGAAGGUACCACAUCUAACCUGGAGAGCAUUGUAAUUGGAAGGUGUUAUGAAUAUAUUAGAAUUGUGAAUCCAAGUGUUGGUGAGAAGAACUGUACAGAGAUAUGGGAAGCUUUCAAAAAGGCUUUUAUUAAUAAAGAUCCUUGCAACAUUUUACCAUCGGACUAUGAGUUAUUUAUUAACCUGUCACUGCACACAAUUCCACCUAACAAGUCUCUGUUCUGGGAAAAUAACCAUCUGCUGGUCACUAGCUAUUCUGAUAGAACUCGUCGCUACAUGCCUCUGUGUGAUACUUUAAUUGGUUCAUUUGGAGAUUUCCUGAACUGGUGUGGACAAGCAAACGAUACUGGAUUUAAUUAUGAUUCCUGCCCUAACACAGAAGAGUGUGAAAAUAAUGCAGUAGAAUCUUUCUGGAAGAUUGCAUCAAUCACUUAUGCAAAGCAGAGCUCUGGGGUAAUAUACAUUAUGCUGAAUGGUUCUGCGAUAGGGGGUGCCUAUCCAGUCAAAGGUUUUUUUGCAGACUAUGAAGUGCCUAACUUCCAAAAAGACAGAAUUUCACGAAUUGAAAUCUGGGUCAUGGAUGACAUUGGGGGACCUGACUUGGAUUCCUGUGGGAGAGGCAGUGUACAAAUAUUAGAAGAAAGACUCAAAACUAUGGGUUAUGACAUCACCUGCAUUGACAAUUACAAAUCUGUACUGCUGUUAAAGUGCCUGGAUUAUCUUAAUCACUCUGAUUGUUCCAUUGUUUCGUCUGCACCUUCAACACAAAGAGGACUUGUAUCUCCCGCCAGAGGCGGCAGCUGGAGCAGGCUCAUUUACACGAUUUUUGUAGCAUUUGUUUUUGAGAUCUGCUUUAACCCACUGAAUUAAUGACUGGAAAACUGUUUUCAAUCCAGCUGCAGUGAGGAGACACCAAGCACAGUCUUGACUGUCUGCUGAGCUAGCUCCAUCU